Molecule: messenger RNA, 2316 nt
Organism: Brienomyrus brachyistius
Lineage: Eukaryota; Metazoa; Chordata; Actinopteri; Osteoglossiformes; Mormyridae
Product: trace amine-associated receptor 13c-like
Exons: 2
Coding region: 164-1198 (344 amino acids)
Biological process (GO): G protein-coupled receptor signaling pathway
Cellular component (GO): membrane
Molecular function (GO): trace-amine receptor activity
Source: RefSeq, a predicted model, not a curated record
AACUGCUUACCAGUAGAAGGUUGCAGUGUUUGCUUGUAGCCAACCCAGAAAGCCCAGGGCACAAGGCAGAGAUACACCCUGGAAAGGACGCCAGCCAGUUGUAGGGCCUUAUAAGACAACAGCACUAUGCUGUUUAAUUUUGCUGUUGCUUUGUGACAGAGAAAUGAACAUUUCGCUCGAGCUGGAAACAUAUCAGUACUGCUAUCCAGCAGCUAAUGGGACGUGUGUUAAAAGCAGCUACUCUGGAUUUGCCAGGUUUGCCUUGUAUAUGAUUAUUGCAUCGGGGAUGACCGUGACCAUCACAGGGAACCUGGUAGUCAUCAUCUCCAUCGCGCACUUCAAGCAGCUGCACACACCGACCAACAUGCUGAUGAUGUCACUGGCCCUGGCCGACCUGCUUCUGGGGGCCGUCGUGAUGCCCUUCAGCAUGAUCAGAUCGGUGGAGGGCUGCUGGUACUUUGGAGAUACUUUCUGCUCGUUGCACUCCACUGUUGACAUGAUCCUUACAGCUGCUUCAAUCCUUCACCUGAUGUCCAUUGCAAUCGAUCGAUACCAGGCAGUUUGCAAUCCUCUGCGGUACCAUAACACAGUGACCAUUCCUGUGGCUUGGCUGAUCGUAGCGUUGAGUUGGACUGCAGCUGUUUCUUACUCUUGCGCUCUCCUUUAUUCUAAGGCUAAUGUGAUGGGCCUAGAUGAAUUCAUCACUUCCAUUAAUUGCUUCGGGAGUUGCAUCCUUCUGUUUAAUGCACUGUGGGGUACCCUACAAACUCAGAUUUGGUUUUUCCUGCCAUGUUCAGUAAUGAUUGGCCUUUAUAGUAAAAUAUUUUUGGUAGCCAGACAACACGUCAGGCAGCUUGGAGGUACAAGUCAGCAGCCAUGUUUUACAGAGGGACAUGGCAACAGGAAAUCUCACAGCUCAGAGCGAAAGGCUGCAAAGACCCUUGGCAUUGUUGUAGGUGCCUUCAUACUCUGCUGGAUGCCUUUCUUUGUCAUCUCUAUAAUCGACCCCUAUAUUGACUUUGCAACUCCUCCUGUUCUUUAUGAAGGGUUUUUCUGGCUGGGUUAUUUUAAUUCCGCAUUAAAUCCUAUAAUCUACGGACUGUUUUAUCCGUGGUUUCAAAAGUCAUUGAAACUCAUUCUAUCUUUAAAGAUUUUUUCAGUACAUUCCUCAGAUACAAAUGUUUUUUCUGAAAGUUGAUAAUCAUCAUAUUCGACAUUUAUACAUACAUACUGUCAUGUUUAAAUAUGGCAGAAAUUGCUGUUAGUUUCUUUCAGUUCUUUUAAUUUUUUGAAACAUUACAUAACAAUGUUAGUAUGAGUAUUAUCUUUUAAGCACUCUGAAAACUAAUUGUUAAUUGAAUUCUCUGUUCUACUUACUUAGAAAUUAGUAUUCAGUUACACCUGCACUCUGAACUGUACUUAAUUAUUCAUAGCACUUCCAGUUAUGGCCACAUAGGCGAGGAAACAAUUCAAACAUCUAGCAAUGCAAGUGUGAGACAUGAGGUCUACCCAGAAAGAGAGCAUGUAAAUGACUGUGUAAAUAAUUUUUUGGGUAAGUAUUGGAUAUUUUGAAGAAUGCAUUUUUACUUACAUGUACCAAUACUUCUUUAUGUUUAAAUUAUUUAUUCAGUUAUUUUAUGCAGAAAUAUUUUUGAAUUUUGUACUUAGAUUAAAAAACUACCCCUUGUAAAAUGCACUUGUUUUUAUAACAUUAAAUUAUACAAUUUAAUAGCAUUUAGUUUAGCCAUCUGAUACACAUAACAGUCUCUGCAGGCUGGCAGGACUUUUAAUCAAACCAAUGUCAUAUUUUCACAAACGUGUCCCCAUGAUUGAUUGUCAUUCCUGAUAAGUUCUGAAUAAAUACCCGCUGUCAGAACCCCUACAAAUCACCAAAGGGCUUUUUUUGUCAUCUUCAUGUCCUGUUAGCCCAGAUCUCGUCCUCAGGAGCUCCCCCAGUUAAGCCCACGAGGGUGGCCCUCUCUGCCUAGCCUCCUGUCUCUCACUCCCUGUCCACCCUCCGAUGUCCCAUAGUGUUCUGUCAGGCCCUGCACUUCCAAGAACCCUUAGUCUUCAAUUUGCUCCAUUGCCUUCCCACCAAGUCCCAUUCGUGCCUCAGUCUCUAGGUUCCCCUAAUCAACCUUGGUCUUUAUCUCAGUUCCCUGGUUGUGUCCCUGAUUGGUUUCAUCCUGGUAUGCAUCCUGUCUCCACUUUCCCCAGUCUAGUUGCAUUGACCAGACUCAUGUUCCAUCUAUCUGUUCUACUGCACCUUUUGUUUAAUGCCUUUCUCCAAUCUGUCCUGUUCUGUUUUUACCUGUU